CUAGUGACGACCAUCCCAGCUGGUUGGAAAAAGCUUGACAGAGGGGUGACCGGUAGAUGUGUGUGUUAGCGUCUCUGUUUAUGAUUAAAUAACAUUUACUUUCGACGUUGUAUGCAUUAAUGCAAGUGAAAACAGCGUGGGACCGUAUCCGUUCUGUCGGGAAAACCGGUUAGCUAGCUUUUUACAAAUAAUAAUUCCUCGUUUUGGUCAUCCAGUUGAUCAGACGUGUCGGUCUUGUUGAUUUCAUCUCGAUAGCUGGCUGGCUAGCCAUUUUCAGAUAAAGAAGGGCGAUCAACGUGGAUUAAUUGGACUAGCUACCUACAGUACGAUGAGUACCUUGGAUUCUGUGGAUCGAGUUGAACUGUGCGAGAGCCUUUUGACAUGGAUCCAAACGUUUGGGUUGGAGGCACCAUGCAAAACAGUGGAAGAUCUCACAAGUGGGAUUGUCAUGGCCCAGGCCCUACAGAAAAUAGACAUUGUGUAUUUCACUGACAACUGGAUCAGUAGGAUCAAGCCUGAGGUGGGAGAUAACUGGCGACUAAAGAUCAGUAAUCUGAAGAAGGUGUUGAAAGGCAUACUGGACUACAACCAGGAGGUCCUUCAACAGCAGAUCAAUGACUUCACCCUGCCAGACAUCAACCUGAUAGGAGAACACUCAGACGCUGCAGAGCUGGGCAGGAUGCUACAACUCAUACUGGGCUGUGCUGUCAACUGUGAGCAGAAACAAGAAAACAUCCAGACCAUAAUGAUGCUGGAGGAAUCUGUUCAACAUGUUGUCAUGACAGCCAUUCAAGAGCUGAUGAGCAAAGAGUGUCCAGUUAUUGGAGGAAAUGAAUUGUACGCUGACAUCGAUAGACAGCUGAAGAAGACGGUGGAGGAUCUGAAUGACGCUCUAGUCACCAAGGAGGAGAUCGCACAGAGAUGUCACGAGCUGGACAUGCAGGUGGCAGCGCUACAGGAGGAGAGGGGUAGUCUCCUGGCUGAGAACCAGAUCCUCAUGGAGCGUCUCAACCAGUCUGACUCCAUAGAAGACCUGAACAGCCCUGUAGGACGCAGACACCUGCAGCUACAGACACAGCUAGAACAGCUCCAGGAGGAGACCUUCAGGCUGGAGGCAGCGAAGGAUGACUAUCGUAUCCGCUGUGAGGAGUUGGAUAAGGAGUUAACGGAGCUGAGAGGACAGAAUGAAGAGCUCACCUCCCUGGCUGACGAGGCCCAGUCACUGAAGGACGAGAUGGACGUACUCAGACACUCGUCGGACAAGGUGUCCAAGCUGGAGGUCCUGGUGGAGUCGUAUAAGAAGAAGCUGGAGGACCUGGGAGAUCUGAGGAGACAGGUGAAGCUACUGGAGGAGAAGAACACCAUGUACAUGCAGAACACUGUCAGUCUGGAGGAAGACGUACGCAAGGCCAACACCACGAGAGGACAGCUGGAGUCCUACAAGAGACAGGUGGUAGAGCUGCAGAACAGGCUGUCUGAGGAGUCUAAAAAGACAGACAGGAUGGAGUUUGAAUACAAGAGACUCAAGGAGAAGGUGGACUCUCUCCAGAAAGAAAAGGAGCGUAUGAGGUCAGAGAGAGACUCUUUGAAAGAGACCAUUGAGGAGCUGCGUUGUGUUAAGGCUCAGAAGGAACAACUCUCUACAGGCAUGGUUCCACUCGGCAGUAACGAGGGCUCUGAUUCGCUGGCUGAAGAGAUCAUCACCCCAGAGAUCCGAGAGAGGCUGAUCAGACUGCAGCAUGAGAACAACAUGUUGAAGCUGGCCCAGGAGGGUUCUGAUAAUGACAAGAUCGCUCUGCUGCAGAGUCUGCUGGAGGACGCUAACAGCAGGAAGAACGAACUGGAGACAGAAAACAGACUGGUGAACCAGAGACUGAUUGAGGGUCAGAGUCAGGUGGAGGAGCUGCAGAGGAGUCUUCAGGAACAGGGCUCCAAAGCAGAGGAUUCAAUCAUUCUGAAGAAGAAGAAUGAUGUACACAUGGAGAAGUUACGGGAAGUGAACAGUGAACUGCAGAAGAAGAGUGCGUACAUCGAUGACUUGGAACCCAAAUACACAUCUAGCUCCCAGAAAGUGGAGGAGCUAGAGGAAGCACUGAAGAAGAAGGAUGAAGACAUGAAGCAGAUGGAAGACAGAAAUAAGAAGUACCUGGAGAAGGCGAAGAGUGUUAUCCGGACCCUGGACCCUAAACAGAACCAGGGCUCAGCACCAGAGGUCCAGGCCUUGAAGAACCAGCUGCAGGAGAAGGAGAGGAUGCUACACUCUCUGGAGAAAGACUACGACAAGACCAAGGCUCAGAGAGACCAGGAGGAGAAACUCAUAGUGUCUGCCUGGUACAGCAUGGGCAUGGCUCUUCAGAAGAAGGCAGCAGAGGACCGUCUGGCCAGUACGGGUUCAGGACAGUCCUUCCUGGCCCGCCAGAGACAGGCUACCAGCACACGCCGCUCCUACCCCGGACACGUACAGCCUACCACCGCCAGGUAGACACGGCACCAUGACCCCUACCUGACCCUUCACCCUGACUCCUGACCCUCCAGGCCAGGUCGACACAGCACCAUGACCCCUACGUGACCCUUCACCCUGACUCCUGACCCUCCAGGCCAGGUAGACACGGCAACAACUGACCCCAGCCCCGGAACCCUCCAGUUAUCCACCAGACAGACAGACGCUACUCUGUAACGGGCGUCUGCUUUGCCAAGCAAUCCAGACAGUUCAGGAUGGAUUAAACCUCUCCUGUUCUGUCCUCCUCUUCAGUCCUUCAGCUCAGGAUGGAUGAGUUGGUCUACCUGGCUCUUUAACUGACAGUAUUAUUAUUAUGCACAUUUCUCUCAAACAUGUUACCGUUCUGUUACCGUUCUGUUACCGUUCUGUUACCGUUCUGUUACUGUUCUGUUCCUGUUCUGUCAGGAAUCCUCUAUCUAAUAACUGUUUUCACAUUUCUCUAAAACAUGUUACCGUUCUGUUACCGUUCUGUUACCGUUCUGUUACCGUUCUGUUCCCGUUCUGUUACCGUUCUGUUACCGUUCUGUUACCCUUCUGUUACCCUUCUGUUCCCGUUCUGUUACCGUUCUGUUCCUGUUCUGUCAGGAAUCCUCUAUCUAAUAACUGUUUUCACAUUUCUUUUGUAACACAAUGUUGUGAGCAGAGAUGCACUUUUCACAAAUUGGUAGUGGAUUGAUGUUUUGUUAAAUCGUUCUAAAAUCGGAGGAUAUUUUCGUAUCUUGAUGUAAUGACAUGUAGCCAGUGACUGUCGGGACAUGUUUAGUAACAGAGGAGGGACAUGGUAUGUCUCUGAGUUGGUCUCUUUAGUUGUCCCGGUACCUUUUUAUAUGUGUCCAGUAACUCUGAGUGUGUUCCGUUUGUCUGUGUUCGAUAGUCUUGUUAUUGCCUGUAGUGGGAGAUUUUGAAAGGUUAGUUGUAUAGGGACUCCUCUAGUCUGUUGGCAGUGUAUUUAGCUGUAGAAUAUAUUCCACUAGUGUCCCGGAUGUUUUAGACAAGGCCUUUCUUCAUCAUCGUCAUCAGAAAUGUUAACAGUAGAAAGUUUCCUAUUUCUAAUUGACUGUUUUCUAAAUCAAACAUUUUUAAUUGGCUGAAUUAUUUAAUGAUCCUGAAAUAAGGCGAGCACCGUCUUCCCCUCUGUAGUCCGCUCACCCAGCGGUCAUUAUUGAUUAUUGAACCAGCGAUUUACUGAUCAAGCAUCUCUCUCUCCCCGUGUCCUCCUGCGUUGAUCAAGCAUCUCUCUCCCCGUGUCCUCCUGCGUUGAUCAAGCAUCUCUCUCCCCGUGUCCUCCUGCGUUGAUCAAGCAUCUCUCUCUCCCCGUGUCCUCCUGCGUUAAUCAAGCAUCUCUCUCUCCCCGUGUCCUCCUGCGUUAAUCAAGCAUCUCUCUCCCCGUGUCCUCCUGCGUUGAUCAAGCAUCUCUCUCCCCGUGUCCUCCUGCGUUAAUCAAGCAUCUCUCUCUCCCCGUGUCCUCCUGCGUUGAUCAAGCAUCUCUCUCUCCCCGUGUCCUCCUGCGUUGUUUGAAGGGAAUUCCAAAUGGCUCCUUCCUCUUUUGUCCUAUGACCAUGUGAGAACAGUUCUGCUGUGUGAACGAAACUGUCCUUCGUUCAUAUUUCAGUGUGUAGUGUACCAGUUGCUUUCUAAAUGCUAGUGUCCAUAUUUUAAGCAGUGGACUUAAGUCAGUGGUCAUAUCUGACGAUAUCUAACAGAUGGAAAUUGUAAUUUUGAACGUAUCGAAAGGGUCUGAAAUACAAAACACACGAACUCGUAAAAGAACCACUGCUGCCUCGAGGAGGUGGAUUAUAACACAUGAAAUUGAUCUUCGAGUUUAGCGUGGGGGCGUAAUUUCCCGUUCUCACUCACUGUGCUACGCCUUUACGUCUCUGACGCAACGUGGGGCGUCGUGUCGUACUUGAAAAGGAGUUUGACUGUCUAACAUGGUGUCUGUCCAAUGAAACGAGCAGUAGGUUACCAACGGGUUGGACCGUGUACUGUUUACUUACAUUUUACAUUUUAGUCAUUUAGCAGACGCUCUUAUCCAGAGCGACUUACAGUAGAGUGCAUACAUUUUAUAUACUGAGACAAGGAUAUCCCUACCGGCCAAACCCUCCCUAACCCAGACGACGCUAUGCCAAUUGUGCGUCGCCCCACAGACCUCCCGGUUGCAGCCGGCUGCGACAGAGCCUGGGCGCGAACCCAGAGACUCUGGUGGCGCAGCUAGCACUGCGAUUUAGUGCCCUAGACCACUGCGCCACCCGGGAGGCCGGUACUUGACUACUGUUGUGAUUUAGUAGAACGUAGACGGACUUCAUACUAGGAACGUUAGAAUCUCCAGAUUUUUUUAAAUUUAAUUUUCAUACAAUCUGAAUAUCUGUUUAUCAGCCACUGAUGUCAGUGUAAAAAAAAAAGGGUUUUGGGGAGGGUAUCACGUUUUAAAGUGAUAUACGAGACGUUUUAACGUGAUAUAUGACGUUUUAACGUGAUGUAUGACGUUUUAACGUGACAUAAAAGAGAUUGUUGUUGACGUGUUCUGACAACUCUGCACCCUCAUGGUUUUGUGUUGGACUUGAAGCUUUUGGAUGUGGAAAUGUUUUCUUAACAUUUUAAAACUGCCAUUUUAAAAACAAGAUUUGUAAAAAAAAAAAAAAUAUUCACUGUUAAGGAAAAUUCGUAUUAAAAAGGGUCAGAAUGGGGUCGGGGUUUGUUGCCUCCUGCUCUGCUGAGCAGGGUCUCUGUACAGUCAUCUCUUACCAUCAUAACAUGGUGUCAGAAGUGAAUCAACUUCAUCAAAUAUUAACAACCAAGUUCAUCCAAUAUAAGACCGGAACAUCGUUAAGAGUGGACACGAGAGAAUAUCUGACAGAAAAUAAUAAUAUUCCAUGAGUUUUGUCAGUUGAUUUUUUUGUGACGAAAAAAAAUCUAAAAGCUCUGUCUCUCUCACUCAUCAUUCGAGCGGCGGCGUUGCUAUGGAUACUAACAGGGAGAGAGCACGUGGAGCAGAAGAAGGACAUUGCAGGGCCAGAGAUGAGCAGGGCCAGAGAUGAGCAGGGCCACAGAUGAGCAGCUAACAGAGAAAGUUAUUUCUGAUUUUGGGACAAAUGAUAAAAUGAAAGAAAAAAACAUUUGUUUUUCGGUUAGGGAUUUUUUUUAUUAACGAUCCCAAUUUUGUUUUAACGUUCACAACCCUACUUUGCUAGUUCAUUAAUCGUUUCAUCCUCCUACCUAUCAUGUUGAAACCUUCUACGUGUUAAACAACUCUCCUGUCCUGUCUCUGACUGCUCAUAUUGUCUCUGACUGCUCAUAUUGUCUCUGUCCUGUCUCUGACUGCUCAUAUUGUCUCUGUCCUGUCUCUGACUGCUCAUAUUGUCUCUGUCCUCUCUCUGGCUGCUCAUAUUGUCUCUGUCCUGUCUCUGACUGCUCAUAUUGUCUCUGACACUACCAGACGCAACAGCCUCUAAUGGGGUUGGGGAGCUGGGGCUGCUAGGAAGUCUCUCUCUCUAAAUGGUAGAGUAGUGGGAGAAGUCUCUCUCUAAAUGGUUGUAUUAAAUGAGAGCGGAUAACCUGUCGAACCUUUUAUAAAGCUAGUAGCCUGGUUUGAUAUGAAACCCUUUUCCCCAAAUCCUUUUUGAAGCCUGGGUCAUGUUCAUCAGGCACCAAAUGGAAGAAAAUGGACAGAAACAGGGAGUACUAUUUAUUUUUGCGUUGCACAAUGUUUUUGAAACGUAUUGCUACGAUGUGCCCUAAUGAACACGACCCAGGUGUGGCGCCCGUGGGACAAACAGGCAGCAAGUCAAUAAGGAUGUUGUGAAGGUGUUUAAAAGGGCUUUUACCUCAAGCGUUCGUGUAAAACCAGGAAGAAAUCAGCUUAGGGGCUGUAGUAUUCAUCCUGAUUCUGUUGUCUCUUUUUAAUUCAAGUUUUCACAUAAUAACAAAAAUAUAUUUGUCCCAUCUCUUAUUAUGCAACUGAUGAACUUUUUAUGACUCUUCUUGUGUGAAAGACUGGUCUCCUGACGUGUGUUGAUAUGAUUGGUAGGGCAACGUGUCUCUUAACUGUCCUGUUUUUUUUUUUUUUGCAUGUCUCCCGAUGAACGUAAAACUGCCCCCUUGCAUCCCAAACGGAACACUAUUCCCUGCUUAGUGCACUACUUUAGACCAGAUCCCUAUGGGCCCUAUAUAGGGAAUAGGGUGCAGUUUGGAACUAAGAGUUAGUUUCAUUAAUCAUGACACAGGAGCUCUGGGGGAAAAUGAUGGUAACAUUUUACUUCAAGCCUUAUAAUGCUUCAUAACUGUUUAUAAGCACCUAUAAGAGUAUUAUCUUGUCUCUUUAUGUCAACUGACUCAAACGGCUGGUAUUUCAUCCGUUAUGAGAUGAGACAUUAUAAUAGGGUCAUAUGCUUAUGACAUUGCAUUAUAAUGCAUUAUAACCUCUGGUGUUAAGUAAAAUGGUACUGAAGUUACGACAGUUUUUUUCACUACCGUCCAUGAUAAUGGGUCUAUUAACUCCUACCGGUUCUACACUGGUCCCACAUCAGCUAGUCUCCUAGCCUGGUCCCACAGCAGUUAGUCUCCUAGCCUGGUCCCACAGCAGCUAGUCUCCUAGCCUGAUCCCACAUCAGCUAGUCUCCUAGCCUGAUCCCACAUCAGCUAGUCUCCUAGCCUGGUCCCACAGCAGCUAGUCUCCUAGCCUGGUCCCACAGCAGUUAGUCUCCUAGCCUGGUCCCACAGCAGUUAGUCUCCUAGCCUGGUCCCACAUCAGUUAGUCUCCUAGCCUGGUCCCACAGCAGCUAGUCUCCUAGCCUGAUCCCACAUCAGCUAGUCUCCUAGCCUGAUCCCACAUCAGCUAGUCUCCUAGCCUGGUCCCACAUCAGUUAGUCUCCUAGCCUGGUCCCACAUCAGCUAGUCUCCUAGCCUGGUCCCACAUCAGCUAGUCUCCUAGCCUGGUCCCACAUCAGCUAGUCUCCUAGCCUGGUCCCACAGCAGUGAUGUCUCCUAGCCUGGUCCCACAUCAGUUAGUCUCCUAGCCUGGUCCCACAUCAGCUAGUCUCCUAGCCUGGUCCCACAUCAGUUAGUCUCCUAGCCUGGUCCCACAUCAGUUAGUCUCCUAGCCUGGUCCCACAUCAGCUAGUCUCCUAGCCUGGUCCCACAUCAGCUAGUCUCCUAGCCUGAUCCCACAGCAGUUAGUCUCCUAGCCUGGUUCCACAUCAGCUAGUCUCCUAGCCUGGUCCCACAUCAGCUAGUCUCCUAGCCUGGUCCCACAUCAGUUAGUCUCCUAGCCUGGUCCCACAUCAGUUAGUCUCCUAGCCUGGUCCCACAUCAGUUAGUCUCCUAGCCUGGUUCCACAUCAGCUAGUCUCCUAGCCUGGUCCCACAUCAGCUAGUCUCCUAGCCUGGUCCCACAUCAGUUAGUCUCCUAGCCUGGUCCCACAUCAGUUAGUCUCCUAGCCUGGUCCCACAUCAGCUAGUCUCCUAGCCUGGUCCCACAUCAGCUAGUCUCCUAGCCUGGUCCCACAGCAGUGAUGUCUCCUAGCCUGGUCCCACAUCAGUUAGUCUCCUAGCCUGGUCCCACAUCAGCUAGUCUCCUAGCCUGGUCCCACAUCAGCUAGUCUCCUAACCUGAUCCCACAGCAGUUAGUCUCCUAGCCUGGUCCCACAUCAGCUAGUCUCCUAACCUGGUCCCACAUCAGUUAGUCUCCUAGCCUGGUCCCACAUCAGUUAGUCUCCUAGCCUGGUCCCACAUCAGCUAGUCUCCUAACCUGGUCCCACAGCAGUUAGUCUCCUAGCCUGGUCCCACAUCAGUUAGUCUCCUAGCCUGGUCCCACAUCAGCUAGUCUCCUAACCUGGUCCCACAUCAGUUAGUCUCCUAGCCUGGUCCCACAUCGGUUUGUGCAGUCUUGACAGGGAAACCGGAACUUUGGGACAAUAAACCUUUUAUAGCCUGGUUAAACCAGACUGAAUGUUUCAAACAAUGGCGAUCAGCGUUCCAGUAUGGUUUAACCAGGCUAUAAUAAACUUCUAGGAGGAAAUAUUUGUUUAAAAAUAACAAUAAUAACUGAGGCUUUUCAGUCAGAUCUUAUCAGCAGGUUUUAUGGUUAAUGUAUUUGUAUUCAUAGGAAGAAAACGUAUUUUACAUUAACUGAAUUACCAAAUAACAUUUUCCAUGUGUUUAUAUUGAUGUUUGUAUACAAUAUGUACACACUGUAUGGGAGAAACAAACAGUGGAAUGAGGAAGUCCGAGGUCAUUUGAGAAGAGAACAUGAUAUUUUAAAAUCAGAUGGAUUUCAUAGUUUCCUGUCCUUGUAAAACGUGUUGAUUUUAAAAUGUGAACAUGUACAGCGGGUGAGGACGGUGUAAUAAAGAUUGUAUAAAACUAAA
Salvelinus fontinalis (brook trout) is the source of this 8864-nucleotide messenger RNA. It is a transcript of the gene hook3, whose product is annotated as hook microtubule-tethering protein 3. Gene Ontology annotation, biological process: cytoplasmic microtubule organization; cytoskeleton-dependent intracellular transport. The transcript has 20 exons. NCBI's taxonomy places the organism in Eukaryota, Metazoa, Chordata, Actinopteri, Salmoniformes, Salmonidae. The coding region runs from base 329 to 2482 and encodes 717 amino acids. Gene Ontology annotation, molecular function: microtubule binding; dynein light intermediate chain binding. Gene Ontology annotation, cellular component: centrosome; cytoplasm. The record is from RefSeq and is a predicted model, not a curated record.